This is a messenger RNA of Terrapene triunguis (Three-toed box turtle), 5036 nucleotides long. RefSeq names its product GRIP and coiled-coil domain containing 2 (gene GCC2). Gene Ontology annotation, cellular component: Golgi apparatus. The transcript is spliced from 20 exons. Bases 70 to 4761 code for a protein of 1563 amino acids. Gene Ontology annotation, biological process: late endosome to Golgi transport. NCBI's taxonomy places the organism in Eukaryota, Metazoa, Chordata, Testudines, Emydidae. The record is from RefSeq and is a predicted model, not a curated record.
CGGAAGCGGGGAGCAGGAUGCAGCGGCGCUGAAACCCCCCCCGACUGCCCCGCCGGGAGCGGCCCCGCCAUGGAGGUACAAGAUGCUGGACAAGAUAUGGUGGCUUCCUAUGCCACACCAGGAAGCGGUAAAUCGAAGCUGGAUACACUGUCCAAAGAAGAUCUCAUCAAAUUUGCGAAGAAGCAAAUGAUGCUUAUGCAGAAAGUGAAGUCAAGAUGCACAGAAUUGGAAAAAGAGAUUGAACUCAAAUCAAAACCAGCUGCUGGAGGAGCUGAUGAUAUUAUUCAGGCGCUCUCAGAAAGGCUGGAUGCUGUUCUUCUGGAAAAAGCAGAGAUUCAGCAGCAGUGCAUAGCCCUCAAAAAAGAAAAUGCUAAAAGGAAACAAGAAGCAGAGGUUGCUGUAACUAAGACAGAAGAACUGCAGAAGCAGUUGGAACAAUCAAGCAUUGACCACUUGAAAGAUAUUGAAGGCCUUAAGAAUGAAGUAGUAAGAGCACAGUCCAAAUACAAUGAAGACUUAGCCAAACUGCAGAAAGAACUGCAGGAAGAAGUGAAGAAACAAAUGGGGCUUGCAGAACAGCUUGAACUUCAUAGUAAUCAACAAGAGGAAACUAAAAGACUACAAGAAGAGGUCCAGCAAAUUAAGCAUGCAUAUGAGGAACAGAUUUUAUGUCUGAAUAAACAGUUGGAAGCUAUCAGUGAGGAUAAAAACAAAGACAUUGAAAAUCUGCAAGAAGUUAUCAAAAAUAAUUCUCAACAUUACUGUAGUGAAAUCAAUAAUCUGCAUGAAGAGCUUAUACAACUAAAGGGUGCACACCAACAAGAGGUUUCAGAAUUGAUGUGUCAGCUUGAAGCCACUUCUAAAGAAUAUGAAGAGGAGAGAAACCAGAUAAAUCAGCAAAAGCUGGACUUAACAGAGCAGCACUUGGUAAAAGAAGAAAGCAUGAAGGGUGAAUUGUAUGCUAGUAAUGAGAAAUAUGAACAUGAAUUGGAACAACUAAGAGAAGCUGUAAAUAAAAAUAAAGAAAAUGAGACAGAUGUUGCAGAUGUACAAAGAGACACUUACGUGGACACAAAAAUGGAAGAAAAAGUCAAACACUUAGAACAUAUUUUAAAAGAACUGGAAUCUCAACACAGUAUAUUAAAAGAUGAACUAACCUAUAUGAAUAAUGUUAAGUUAAAACUGGAGGAGGAAAUCCAGCACACAAAGGAUGAGUAUUUUCAUGAGCGGGAAGACUUGGAGUUUAAAAUUAAUGAACUGCAACUUGCUAAAGAAGAUCAUUGUUGUGUAAUUGAAAAACUAAAAUCAGAGCUCCAAGCAAGAAGAUACCAAUAUGAAAUCACUGAAAAAGAGCGUAAUCUAGAAGUUCAAAGUCUGAGAGAACAACAAGAGAGAGAGAUUUCGGAACUACAUCAGACUUUAUUGUCAAAUUCAGAAAAAGAAAAUAUGGUAUUGGUUUUUGAAAUACAGGAUCUUAAGGAACAGUAUCAAAAGCUCAUACAGGAGAAGGAAGAAGCAGUGUUCAAUUAUGAGAGUUUGAGGGAAACCCUGGAAACUCUACAAACUGAAUUGGGGGAAUCAGCUGGAAAGAUCAGUCAGGAGUUUGAAUCAAUGAAGCAGCAGCAAGCUUCUGAUGUCAGUGAGCUACAGCAGAAACUCAGAGCUGCUUUCAAUGAAAAGGAUGUUCUUCUUGAAACAGUGAGUCGUCUUCAGGAAGAAGCAGAAAAAUUAUCAUCUAAACAAGCUGAGGCGGAAGAACUUAAGCAUAAAAUAGUCAGCUUUCAGGAGGCGAAUGAGGCAAUGAUGAUCUCUCUUGAUCAAAAAGAGACCACAAUAAAAGAACUGGAGGAAAAGGUGACUAGUCUUGCCUCUCAAAAAGAUGGUAUUUUAAGUGAACUGAAAUGUUCAGGUGAAGAAGUAGAAAAUCUCCAAGAAAUGUGUAAAAAAGAACAAGAAAAGGUCCUGGAACUUCAGCAACAAGCAGAAUUUGUUAACCAGUGCAACAGUGAACUGAAAAAAAAUGUAGAGGAUUUAACAGAGACACUAAAAGAAGCUUUAAAAGAGAAGGAUGAGAAUAACCAAAAGUUAGUGCAAUUAGAGGAACAAAUGGAAGCUCUCUCGCUUGAUAGAAAGAGUCUGUUAUCUCAAGCAUAUACUCUUCAUAAGGAAAAUGAGAAAAUCAAUAAGGAAAAAGCCAAAAUAAGUAGUAAUCUGGAAAAGGUUGCCUCUGAAAAGGAGGAUUGGCUAGUGUUUAAAGAACAAGCUGAAAGUUUAGAAAAGAAAUUACAAAUUGCUGUUGAAGAAAAAGACCAUUUAACUAUGCUUCUUGAAAACAAACAAGCACAUGCAUUACUUGUCAAAACUCAGCUGUACAGUUUGCUUGAGCAAAUAGGGUCCAGACUUUCAGAUGAUGAUGAGGAACACGAUGCUAUUAAUUUACUGCAGAUUGCAAAUGAAUCCUUGGCAAAAAUGAAAGACGAAAAACAGAGCCUUACUUUGCAGAAUGAUGAAAAAGUUCUUAAUUUACAGCAGAAGGUUGAGAGACUUCAGGAAGAAAAUGUAGUUCAGUGUGCAGAGCUCAGAUCUCUGCUGGAAAACUUUGAAAAAGAAAAGUGUCUCUUAGCAGAAAAAUUAGAAGGAGCUUUGUCAGAAAAAGCAGCCUUGCAGCUAGACAUCCAAGAGAUGAAGAGUGCCAAUGAGAAAGCAAGGAAUGAAAAACAAGAUCUUCUAGCUUGUAUUGAAGAGAUCUCUCAAAAACUUGCAUGUUAUGAAAGCCAAAUACAAGAGCAACAGAAGGAAUCUUCUACAGAAGAGCAAGAAAACCUAAAACUCAGUCUAGAACAAAGAGAGGCUGAACUUAGAAAUGUGAAAGCCGAACUGACCUCUCUAAAGGAUUUCAUGGAGAAGUCGUCUGUAAAAAAUGACCAACAAUCUUCAGUAGCAGAACUACAAGAAAAAAUUGUAUGUCUGGAAAAGCAAUCUGCAGAGAGAGAAGAGAAGUUAAAUAAAGUUAAAGUCAUUGCUGUGAAAGCAAGGAAAGAACUAGAUUCCAGUAGAAAAGAGGUGCAGUCUUUGAGAGAAGAAUUAGAGUUGGUACGAUCAGAGAAAGAUCAGUUGUCUACUUCUAUGAGGGACAUCAUCCAAGGAGCAGAAAGCUAUAAGAAUCUUUUGCUGGAAUAUGACAAGCAAGCAGAACAGCUGGAUUUGGAAAAGGACCGAGCAACUAAUCUUGAACAUCAGAUGGAUGGCCUUACAAGACAGCUACAGACUUCAACUCAGCAGCAAGAGCAACUAAACUCUGCCAAUGAAGACCUUAUGGCUCGUCUUGAAACUCUACAGUCUAAUGUUAAACUGCUAGAAGCCCAGAUAUUAGAAACGCAAAGAGCCAAAGCAAAAGUCGACAAAGAACUGGAAGCUGAAAAAUUUCUAAAAGAGCAAAAGAUAAAGGACCACAGCAGUGCUGUAAGAGAACUUGAAGACCUUCAGUUUCAGCUUCAGAAGGAAAAGAAACAUCUUCAGAAAACUAUGCAGGAACUAGAGCUGGCCCGGCGGGAUGCCCAGAAGAGCACACUAAUGGAUAUGGAAAUGGCUGAUUAUGAGCGUUUAGUGAAAGAACUUAAUCAGAAGAUUACAGAUAAAAACUGCAAAAUUGAAGAUCUUGAGCAAGAGAUCAGAAUUCAAAAACAAAAACAAGAAACACUACAAGAAGAAAUAAAAUCCCUUCAAUCUUCUGUGCUACAGUAUGAGGAAAGGAACUCCCAAAUAAAACAACUGCUAGUGAAAACCAAAAAAGAACUGGCAGAUUCAAGGCAAGCUGAAAAUGACCAUCUAAUACUUCAAGCAUCAUUAAAAGGAGAGCUAGAGGCAAGUCAGCAGCAAGUGGAAGUCUAUAAGGCAAGGAACUUCAUUCUUUGUUGUAAACAUUCACCUUUCAGAGUCUGUACUAUACAGUCUGAGAACAUGGUGUUGAAGUCAGAGCAUGCACAGACUGUGAGUCAGCUGACGACCCAGAACGAAGCUCUUCGGAACAGUUUUAGAGAUCAAGUGAGGCAUUUGCAAGAAGAGCAUAGGAAGACUGUAGAGACCUUGCAACAGCAGCUAUCCAAGGUAGAAGCCCAAUUCUUCCAACUUAAGAGUGAACCUAGCACAAGAGGUCCAGCUGUUUCAAACCUGCCAGUGAAGAACUUGCGAGAACGGAGAAACACUGACCUUCCUCUUCUUGAUGUGCACACUGUAGCUAGGGAAGAGGGAGAAGGAAUGGAAACAACUGACACAGAGUCUGUGUCUUCUGCCAGUACCUAUAUGCCAUCAUUGGAACAACUUCUUAAUUCUCCUGAAGCAAAAUUUGAGCCACCUCAAUGGCAAACAGAACUCACCAAAGAAGAGCUGGUCCAGAAGCUAAACACAACAACAAAAAGUGCUGAUCAUUUGAAUGGAUUGCUUCAUGAAUCGGAAGCAACCAAUGCAAUAUUAAUGGAACAAAUUAAGCUUCUUAAGAGUGAAGUAAGACGACUGGAAAGGAACCAAGAGCGAGAGAAGUCUGUUGCUAAUCUGGAAUACUUGAAAAAUGUUCUGCUGCAAUUUAUAUUUCUGAAGUCAGGCAGUGAAAGAGAGAGGCUUCUUCCCGUAAUGGAUACCAUGUUGCAGCUCAGCCCUGAAGAGAAGGGAAAACUUGUUGCAAUUGCCCACGGUGAGGAAGAAAGUGCAUCACGGCCCUCUGGUUGGGCUUCGUACCUUCACAGUUGGUCAGGACUUCGAUGAGACAACGGAAAUCUUUUAGACAUUUACAUUCCACAAUUGCACUAAUAAAGAAGAAAAUUUACUAUAGAAGAAUGAACCUUACAUGUGUAGCAUUGACAGUUUUAUUUUUCUGGUUUUGCAAAUUACCUUAAGCAAUGCAUCUUAGCCUAAAAAUGGGAAUAGAGGGUUUCUAAAGAAUGUGCUCUAUUACUUUCCGUCUCCAGGUUCUGACUGCACCAAACUAUUUCAUUGUUUCUUCUAAACAUUUUUAGAUUAAGCAAGUUGGUAUUCAGGAG